Cryptomeria japonica (Japanese cedar) is the source of this 774-nucleotide messenger RNA. Its product is annotated as putative methylesterase 15, chloroplastic. The record is from RefSeq and is a predicted model, not a curated record. The transcript has 4 exons. Gene Ontology annotation, molecular function: methyl indole-3-acetate esterase activity; methyl jasmonate esterase activity. The coding region runs from base 1 to 774 and encodes 257 amino acids. NCBI's taxonomy places the organism in Eukaryota, Viridiplantae, Streptophyta, Pinopsida, Cupressales, Cupressaceae.
AUGACGCAGCAGGAGCAUUUUGUGUUGAUUCAUGGACUGGGGCACGGAGCUUGGUGUUGGUAUAAAGUGAUUGCCUUGCUGCACCGACAAGGCCACCGAGCAGUAGCUUUGGAUCUUACUUCUAAUGGCAUUAGCAGGGAAGCCCCUGCUCAUCAAGUCAAAUCCCUUGCCAAAUAUUCUCAACCUCUUCUUCAGUAUCUCACUGCCAUACCCAGUUCUGACAAGGUGAUUGUUGUGGGGCACAGCCUAGCAGGAAGUGUUGUAUCAUAUGCAAUGGAGAUGUAUCCGCACAAGAUAUCCAAGGCCAUAUUCAUAGCCUCCUUCAUGCCCCGUACCAAUCAGAGCUACCUGGCCUCUUCUUUCCCUCAGGUGUUUCCAAGGCUGCUGGUGAAUGGAGUAGUGAAGUUAAACUACAACGAAGGAAAGAGCUCGGAACUGCCCAUCUCUGCUUCCUUCAAUUUGGAUCACGUUAAAGAUUAUCUAUACAACGAGAGCUCAGAAGAGGAUGUGAACCUGAGCAAGUUACUCCUGACAGCAACGCCAUAUUCAGUGGCAGAGGAGGUCCUUCACUUGACUCCUCAAAAGUAUGGAAGUGUGCGGAGAUUUUUUGUGAAGACAGAGAAGGACAAGCUGUUCCUUCCCCAAAACCAGGACUACACCAUUGCACAGAAUCCCCCUGAGAGAGUAUUCCCUUUGGAAGACAGCGAUCACUCUCCUUUCUUUUCCCAACCUCUUACCCUCUGCAAUCUUCUUCAGAACAUUGCCUCUCUGUGA